UUCCAGGGUUGUAGGGAGACACUCUGUAGCCUCUGAAGGCAGGCUCCGCCUUGGGUCCCUUGAUCUGCGAGUUUGUGGGUCAGUGAAUCGGGGCGAGCAGCUUCGACCUCGCUAUGGCGCCCCUGCUGCAGCUUUUGUGGCUGUUGACGCUGAUCGCGACCGUGGUCCUGAGCCCGGUCCCUGCCAAGCCCUGGGCGGAUGACGAGCAAGCCUGGAGCCUGUCCUCCCAGGAGCUGCUGGCGCCCGCCCGCUUCGCGCUGGACAUGUACAAUUACGGCCGUACUGCGGGGACAAGGGCCGUGCUAGGGGCGGUACACGGGCGCGUCCGGCGGGCCGGCCGGGGCUCUCUGUUCUCCCUGGAAGCCACAUUAGAGGAGCCACCUUGCAAUGAUCCCCUGGUGUGCCUGCACCCUGAGACGAAGAAAACAAUGCUCUGCAGUUUUGAAGUCCUGGAAGAGCUAAAAGAACACUUGCUGCUGAGGAAGGACUGUAGCCCAGUGAAUGCCAAGGUUACAGGUGCUGGGAUAGAUAGCUCAAGUAGACUGGGAUAGCCCAGACCAUACCUGACUCAGAAUCCAGCCUUGAUUACUUCUGUCCAACCCUAUCCAGAGUAUGGGAACGAGACCUUCCGCGCAUUCCUUCCCAUGCUGGACAAGGAUCCCCUGCCCCAGGACUUUUCUGUGAAGAUGGCUACACUCUUCAAGGACUUCAUGACUACCUAUAACCGGACUUACGAAUCAAGGGAAGAAGCCCAGUGGCGCUUAACUGUCUUUGCCAGAAAUAUGAUACGAGCGCAGAAGAUUCAGGCUCUGGACCGUGGCACAGCUCAGUAUGGGAUCACCAAGUUCAGUGACCUCACAGAGGAAGAGUUCCACACCAUCUACCUGAAUCCCCUCUUACAAAAGGAGUCUGGCGGGAAGAUGAGUCUAGCCAAGUCCAUAAAUGAUCUCGCCCCACCUGAAUGGGACUGGAGGAAGAAAGGGGCUGUCACUGAAGUGAAGGACCAGGGCAUGUGUGGCUCCUGCUGGGCCUUCUCUGUCACAGGCAACGUGGAGGGCCAGUGGUUCCUGAACCGGGGGACACUGCUUUCCCUGUCAGAGCAGGAGCUUUUGGAUUGUGACAAGAUGGACAAGGCCUGCAUGGGUGGACUGCCCUCCAACGCCUACACAGCCAUAAAGAAUUUGGGAGGGCUGGAGACAGAGGAUGACUAUGGCUACCAGGGCCACGUUCAAGCCUGUAACUUCUCAACACAGAUGGCAAAAGUCUACAUCAACGAUUCAGUGGAGCUGAGCCGGGAUGAGAACAAGAUAGCAGCCUGGCUGGCCCAGAAAGGACCUAUCUCAGUUGCCAUUAAUGCCUUUGGCAUGCAGUUCUAUCGCCAUGGGAUUGCUCACCCAUUCCGGCCCCUCUGCAGCCCUUGGUUCAUCGACCACGCUGUGUUGCUGGUGGGCUAUGGAAACCGCUCCAACAUUCCUUACUGGGCCAUCAAGAACAGCUGGGGCAGGGACUGGGGUGAGGAGGGUUACUACUACUUAUAUCGUGGGUCCGGGGCCUGUGGUGUGAAUACCAUGGCCAGUUCGGCAGUGGUGAACUGAGAGACUUGCUGGCCUAGGACCUGACAUUGACCACAGUGGCCCCUUCCUUAGCCUGAGUCAUGCGCGGGCCCCUCCUCAGAAGACAGACGGCUGAGGAACAGGCACUUUGUACCUCAGGGUGAGCAGCAGGCCCUGCGCCCUUUCUUCCCUCCUUCUCAUGCUUGCCUGAAGUUCUCCAGCUGCAUCUUUGUUGGAUUGUGGUAGCUAGGAGGAUCCUGAGGUGAAGGAGGCUUUCCCGGAAGCCAACACUGGGGCAAGAACCUUGGGCUACAAUAUGAUGCAGGAUGAAAGUCUGCUCGUCACGAAACUAGAUUUGUCCUCAGCAGGCUCUGUCUUUCUGCUUUGUUGUUCCUCAGCCUGAUGCUGUACAUCUUCUGGUCCCUUUCCACACCCAGCCUUCCCUAAGAGCAAUAAAAGGUAGCCUGCU
Messenger RNA from Rattus rattus (black rat), 2022 nucleotides. It is a transcript of the gene Ctsf, whose product is annotated as cathepsin F. The record is from RefSeq and is a predicted model, not a curated record. Gene Ontology annotation, cellular component: lysosome. Gene Ontology annotation, molecular function: cysteine-type endopeptidase activity. Lineage: Eukaryota; Metazoa; Chordata; Mammalia; Rodentia; Muridae.